Molecule: messenger RNA, 2344 nt
Organism: Cyprinus carpio (common carp)
Lineage: Eukaryota; Metazoa; Chordata; Actinopteri; Cypriniformes; Cyprinidae
Product: L-rhamnose-binding lectin CSL3-like
Exons: 7
Coding region: 1931-2344 (137 amino acids)
Molecular function (GO): carbohydrate binding
Source: RefSeq, a predicted model, not a curated record
GGAGCUGGAAAAUUGAUAUAACAAAUGAUAAAAUUACAUUUUUUUAUGCAAACGAAGCAGUUUAGCCCGGUUAUGGAUAAAUUACCUGCGCCUCGUGUCGUCAUUGCGUCCUGAUGUUUACUGGUUACCAUGGUAUCCAGGUACAAACAAAUGCUGAUGAUGUGGAAGUAACUUUAUCUGAAACAAACCGCUACAUGAAGAAACAUCUGAGAAGAUGACACAACUGCCUUGCACAACCAUAUAUCAUGUCAGCACAUGAGACUAUGCUGUUCUCCUGCGUGUGGGUUUAGCAUGAUCUGCAUCAGUCGGUGAGGAAAUAGCAGACGCAGCACAUCCUUUUCUUUAUCACGCUAUUUCUGUUUCUGUUUUCUUUAAAGUUGCUUUGAAACUGUUUUUUGCCAAAAAAAAUAAAAAUAAAAAAAUAAAAAAAGCUUUAUCUAAAAUUUGCAGUUGAAAUGAAAUCUGCAUCCCCUCUUUCACACAUUAAUGUCCUUUGAACAAUCAUAUAACAUGGCACAGCUUGUUACAGUAGCAUUUAAUGGGUUGAAACAAAUCUAUAAUGAAAUAUAUUAUUAAUUAGAACUAUAUGCAAUAGAAGGCCAGUUAUGUUUUAUAGGAAAAGAAGUAUAAUAUGAACAGAAGUAUAUAAAACACUGAUAGAAGCUUAUACUUUCUUCUCAGUUGUAAUUCGGUCAGUACAUUGAUCUUAUCAGAUGCAGCAGGUGUUUUUGUCAUUGUAUUUCAAAUCAUGCCAAAAUAUUAAAAGUCAAAGCAUGCAGAUAAAUAAUCAGGAAUGCUCAAUACUCAAGAACAGCAUAUAAAGGCCAUAGUAUUUGAGAUUUCCUGGUUCAAAAAACACUUUUAUGACCAACCAAAGACCACAAAACUAUAUCUACUGAUAACAAGGCCCAGCAUAAGGACGUAACAUUUAUCAUUUAUUACAUUAAUUAUGACAGAGUCAGAGACGAUGCUGGAAAAUGACUCUCUGUCAGACUCCCUUCAUUCCUCACAACCAAGCCCAGGCACACAUAGUUAUACAGAUCACUAGACUUAAGCCAUUCAGGUAGCCCAGGCACACACAGAUAGUAAAACGUGGUUUCUUGUCUCCUAUACUUUUUUUUUUUUUUUAUUGGGGGGUGAAUGUGUAAAAUCAUACAAUCCCACAACAGGAACAACUUCUGGAUAUUGUAAGGAGUCUCAGUUGCGUCUUAAAGGUGAUUGAACAUAUGAUCAUAAACAGUAAAAUGGGAUCAUACAGAUGAUAAUGGAUCUGUAUGUAUUAUAAAUACCAUGUGCACAUGUCUAGAGUUUUCCUUCUGUUCACACAUUCAACAUGUUGGUGCAAAAGCUAAGCUGGAUCAUUUGUAAGUAUUCAUUUAGAAUUUAAAGGAUUACUCUACUUCCAGAAUAAAAAAUUCCUUCUUCAAUGAUUUCAAAUGUUCACUUCAGUGUUUCAAUUGGUUUCUUGUGAUUUUGACUUUCAGUGCUGCUCUUUCUGUGUCAGCAUGGUAGUUGACUAUAUAUGGUACAAACUUUCAAGUACAGAACAAAAUUAAGUAAUUGUAUUAUCUUCUUGCAUGUUUCCUCCCUGCAGGAGUAGAAGCCAAAAGAACAGUGGCCUGUGAAGGAGGAUUUAUGCGCCUCAGCUGCGAUGAGUAAUUCAGUCAUUUCUAAGUUAUAUUUUUGGUCUUUUGUGCCCAAAUAGGACAGUUUGAGAGAGACAGGAAGCAAUGGAAGAGACCUUGAGCCUGGAACCCAAACUUUACCACAAUUCUGAUUAUACUUUUACAUUAAUUAAUUAAUUAAUUAAUUAUUAUUAUUAUUAUUACAUGUGUCAGUUUUGGGAUUAAUAAAGAUCAUUAAAGCCAACUAUGUGAGGACUGAUCGCACAACAUGCACUCAGGAAAUAUUAGAUGUUCAGACCUCAAAUAUGCACUGCUUCCAAAGAGCAUCCCUCCGUAUAAUGUCAAAUCGGUGUGAUGCAAGAAAGAGAUGUUCUGUUCCUGCAAUGAACACAGUUUUCUCUGAUCCUUGUGCUUGGACUUAUAAAUACCUGGAUGUGCAUUAUGUCUGUGUCUGUGCAAUGGAAAGAAAAAGCUGCUCUGUUCAUGCAGUGAACUCAGUUUUCAAUGAUCCUUGUGUUGGGACGUAUAAAUACCUGCAAGUGUCUUAUGAGUGUCGCCUAGUUAAGCAGCAUGUAACUUGUGAAAGUUUCAGAGGUGUACAUUACCUGUGGUGCAAUGGAAAGAAGUCUUGUCAUGUACUAGCUUCAAAUUCGGUGUUCUCUGAUCCGUGUGUGGGAGUCUAUAAGUACCUGGAAGUGGCGUACUCCUGCAAAAAGUGA